This is a messenger RNA of Lodderomyces parapsilosis, 696 nucleotides long. RefSeq lists its product as uncharacterized. Gene Ontology annotation, molecular function: mRNA binding; translation initiation factor activity. Gene Ontology annotation, biological process: translation reinitiation; formation of translation preinitiation complex. The record is from RefSeq and is a predicted model, not a curated record. Bases 1 to 696 code for a protein of 231 amino acids. The transcript has a single exon. NCBI's taxonomy places the organism in Eukaryota, Fungi, Ascomycota, Pichiomycetes, Serinales, Debaryomycetaceae.
AUGUCAGAAAUAGAACCAAAAAAGAUCACAUACUGCGGCGUAUGUUCCUACCCACCGGAAUUCUGUGAGUUUGGCAUAUCAUUAGCCAAAUGCCAACAGUGGCUUCAAUCCAACCACCCAGACCUCUACACCAAACUUUACCCCAACAUCGCUUCACCGUCCUCACAAGCUUCCGAUUCAGCCACAGGUGACACACCAGUCUCCACCCUAGCAGCUGCUGCAUCAUCUCUCUCCAUUGACCAAAACAACAAGAUCCAACAAGAUUUAGCUAAGAAACAACAUCGUGAAGAAUUGAAGCAACAAAAGGAAUUGGCCAAAAAACUUAGCUCGAAAAUCACCAUUAAGCGAAUUGAGAGAAACAAGAGGAAACACAUCAUUAGUAUUUCCGGUUUAGAAGUGUUUAAUAUUGACUCUAAAAAAUUAGCCAAGACAUUUGCGUCGAAAUUCGCCACUGGUGCUAGUGUCACCAAGAAUGCGGAGAAGUUGGAUGAGAUUUUGGUGCAGGGUGAUGUUAGUGACGAGGCCAAGUUGUAUAUUGAAGGAUUGUUGAAGGAACAAGGGUUGGAGGAUGUUAAAGUUGUACAAGUUGAUGAUAAGAAGAUAUUGAAGAAGGCUGCUGCUGCUGCUGCUGGAGGGGGAGGAGGAUCGGGAGGUGCUGGAGGGGGUGCUGGAGGAGCUAACAAAGGUGCCAAAUAG